AUGAACUCUCGCGAGCUCGCUCUGGUCUCCACGGCCACUGUUUUCGGUGCCUUGGCCUCUGCGCUCGCUUGCUGCUUCUUACUUUCAAACCCUAAAAAGCAGUCUCCCAAGCUUGAUUCGUCUGAAAACGGCGCCGUCCCCAGGAAAUACUCUUCUCAGAGCCCAUUUGACCCCUCAAAACGGAAAGGAUAUUUGUCCUGGGAUGAUUAUUUCAUGGCAAUUGCAUUUUUAUCAGCUGAAAGAUCCAAAGACCCUAACAGGCAGGUUGGAGCAUGCUUGGUGAGUGAAAAUGGGAUAAUUCUAGGAAUUGGGUAUAAUGGGUUCCCAAGAGGUUGUUCGGAUGACAAGCUUCCUUGGGCAAAGAAAUCCAGAACUGGGGAUCCUUUGGAGACAAAGUAUCCUUAUGUUUGUCAUGCUGAAGUCAAUGCUAUCCUAAACACCAACCAUGCUUCUGCUGCUGGACAGAGGCUUUAUGUCACCAUGUUCCCCUGCAACGAGUGUGCCAAAAUAAUCAUUCAGUCAGGAGUCUCUGAAGUUAUAUAUUUUGUGGAAAAGCAGUUAAAUAAUCCAGAUGUUGCCUACAUUGCUUCUCACAAACUACUUUCAUUGGCUGGUGUGAAAGUCAGGAAACAUCAACCACGUAUGAACCAAAUUUUGAUCAAUUUUGAGGAGCCCUAG
This is a messenger RNA of Prunus armeniaca (apricot), 678 nucleotides long. The record is from the annotation of a GenBank genome assembly. Lineage: Eukaryota; Viridiplantae; Streptophyta; Magnoliopsida; Rosales; Rosaceae.